Molecule: messenger RNA, 867 nt
Organism: Pelagomonas calceolata
Lineage: Eukaryota; Pelagophyceae; Pelagomonadales; Pelagomonadaceae
Source: the annotation of a GenBank genome assembly
AUGGGCAAGCUUUAUUUCAACUACAGUACGAUGAACGCCGGCAAGUCGACGGCCCUCCUCCAGGCGGCCUACAACUACGAGGAGCGGGGCAUGGCGGUGCUCUUAUUGACCGCCGCGUGCGACGAUAGAAGUGGACGAGGUCGCAUCGCGAGCCGCGUCGGACUGGCGAGAAAUGCCGAGGUGUUUGACGCCUCUACUGAUUUGUACGAGCGGGUCCGAACAGCUAGAGGCGACGAGGACGCCGACAACACCGUGUCGUGCGUUUUGAUCGACGAGGCCCAGUUCCUCACAAAAACCCAAGUCUGGCAGUUAGCUAGAGCGGUGGACGAUGUUGGUGUUCCUGUCCUCUGCUAUGGACUAAGGGUCGAUUUUAGGGGAGAAUUGUUUCCCGGGAGUGCCGCCUUGCUAGCUUGGGCGGACGAGCUGAGAGAGGUAAGAACAGUAUGCUUCUGCGGCAAGAAGGCGACGAUGGUCGUGCGGCGAGGUGCCGACGGGAAUCCGUUGACGCACGGCGACCAGGUCGGCAUCGGCGGCGAGGAGCAGUACGUGAGCUUAUGUCGGAGGCACUUCCGGGCGGCAACUUCCAAAAACGACGACGGCAAGAGCGAGGCCGUGCGCUUCGUCGAGUCUGCAUUAGGUGCGCCUGCUUUGCCGCCCGGCCGCGCGCUGCCCGCGAAGAUCCGCGAGCCGCCGCCGCCGCCGCUCAUGACGGUGACGCCGAUCAAGGCGCGCGCGGCGUCCCCCGCCGGCCCGGCGCAGCGCGCCGGGCCCGUGGCGGGCGUCUUCUCGGGCCUGCGCCCGGCGCCGCGCGUCUUCUGCAUCGGGGGCCUCGGCGCGGGGCCGCCGAGGUCCUCCUAGUAACCACUC